Molecule: messenger RNA, 829 nt
Organism: Vanrija pseudolonga
Lineage: Eukaryota; Fungi; Basidiomycota; Tremellomycetes; Trichosporonales; Trichosporonaceae
Product: Protein priA
Exons: 2
Coding region: 11-829 (272 amino acids)
Source: RefSeq, a predicted model, not a curated record
AUCUCCCACCAUGCUGUUCCGCUCGGCUGCCACUGUUGCCUUCGGUCUCCUCGGCCUCGUCGCCUCGCCCGUCCUCGCCCAGAACGAGGACACUGGCUGUAUCUGUGACGGUUACGGCACCAACAUCAAGUACGACAACGGCACUGUCGAGCAGGAUGAAAUCCUCAAGACGCGUUCGGAGAACGGCCUCGGAUGGUGCAUCAAGGACGGUGUCCUCCUCACCUCGAUGCAGACCGAGAUCCGUAACGGCAUCAACACUCGCGUCAACAACAACUGGAUCAACGGCCCCUGGGCCAUCCGCUUCUACGGCGGUAUCGUCAACGGUGUCCCCAACCCCAACCCCAACCUGAACGCCAUCGCCCGUACCGUCAUCAACACCAUCUCGGACCUCGUCGCCCUCCAGCACCCCGACUGCACGGCCACGUACCCCGCCGACGGCAACUUCCUCCCCGUCGCCUGUGAGCCCCUGUGCUCGUGGACUUGCGCGCCCGGCUUCGAGCAGUGCGGCGACAAGGCAUGCAUCGACCCCGCGACCCAGGCCUGCCCCUCGGGCUUCCCCGUCUCCAAGCUCCGCCGCUCUGAGCCCGCUUGCCCCGUCGGCGCCACCGUCUGCCCCACCUCCACCGGCGGAUGGGAGUGCCUCAACACUGCCUCCAACCUUGAGGCCUGCGGUGGCUGCCCCGGCACCGAGGGCUCGGUCGACUGCUCGGCCCUCCCCGGCGUCGCUGACGUCGCGUGCCGCUCCUCGCAGUGUGUUGCCUCGCGCUGCAACCGCGGCUUCACCCUCAAGGCCGGCGUCUGCGUUCCCAGCCCCAAGCGUUUCUGGUAG